Molecule: messenger RNA, 1140 nt
Organism: Microtus ochrogaster (prairie vole)
Lineage: Eukaryota; Metazoa; Chordata; Mammalia; Rodentia; Cricetidae
Gene: Ypel1
Product: yippee like 1
Source: RefSeq, a predicted model, not a curated record
AUGGAGAAAGCGAAGAAGCUUGCACUCCAGGGGGGACCCAGUUGCAGCGGUCCUCCUGCCUGCAGCCUGAGGCGCAAACCUGUGGACCCAGGACCCGGACCUGCUCACCGCCCAGCCACUUGCUCGGUCGCCUCGGAUUCGGGGCUCAGGGGUCCCUCGCCAGGCUCCGCCCCUCGAGACCCCCAAGAUCUCCGCCGAGGCAGGCGGCUUCAACCGAGUCCCCGGGGCGCUAAGAAACGCGGGUGGGGCGCCAACGGCCAGAACGCGUCCCGGGCCACGCCGGGACCGCCUGAAAGCCGAGCCCGCGCCGACCGAGCCUGGGCCGGAUGGGCGCUGCGGACGGGGCCGCGGACCGCCGAGCGGCCGUCGCACUGGUUUUCUCUUGCCCCAGUGUGUGGACACCACCACACACCCUACAGACCAGCAACGGCUCUUGCGUGUAUGUUCCAGUGUUUCUUCUGUCAGAGAGUCGGACAGAGCCAUAGGUCCUCCAGUGCUGGCCCGGAGCUGAGGGACGAGCGCCCAGCAGACAUGGUGAAAAUGACCAAGUCCAAAACUUUCCAAGCUUAUCUGCCACAUUGUCACAGAACUUACAGCUGUAUCCACUGCAGAGCCCAUCUGGCCAAUCAUGAUGAGCUCAUCUCCAAGUCCUUCCAGGGCAGCCAGGGGCGAGCCUACCUCUUCAACUCCGUGGUGAAUGUGGGCUGUGGCCCUGCUGAGGAGAGGGUCCUUCUGACCGGGCUGCAUGCAGUGGCCGACAUCUACUGUGAGAACUGCAAGACCACGCUCGGGUGGAAAUACGAACAUGCCUUUGAGAGCAGUCAGAAAUACAAAGAAGGAAAAUUUAUUAUUGAACUUGCCCACAUGAUCAAAGACAAUGGCUGGGAAUAGAGCGAAGCCCCCACUCCUGUCUGCAUACAUUUUAUCAACGCUAAGUGUGACGAAGACCUAGCUUCUGGUGACAAUACUUCUGGAACUUUAACCUCACAGGCCAGCCCAGCUCAACACCUGAAGGCCUCUCUAGACUGUUCACUGGGUAAGGUGCCCCCAUCCGAGCCCCUUCGUGUUCACUGUUGUUUCUGGAAGUUCGCAUUCUUUUUCUAACUUCUCACAUUCUAGAGAAAGAAUUAAGCAACUACU